AUGGAAGAACCACCAUGCUAUAUUCUGAGUCUUCCAAAUGAGCUACAAGAGAUGAUUUUUGAUAGAAUGCAGCCGGCAGAUAAGUAAGUAUUUAAGCUUCAUCUUUUUUUUUUCUCAAAUCUGAAACCCUUUUCAGAAUUUCCUUUGGCAAAAGCUCGCUUCAAUGUCGUAAACUUUGGGAACAUUCAAAGAGUUUGUAUGAUGGGAUUUGUUGGGAUAACGAAGAGGGAUAUAGAGUUAGGCUAUCUUUGAAUAACUCUUAUCCAUUUGUUGGAAAUCAGCAUUUUAUUGAUUUUCAUCGGGAUUUAAGGGAUUAUGAAGUGUGAGUUUUGAAUGAAAACGCUGAAAUUCGUCAGAAUCCUGAUGUUUCAUGAUUUUCUGCACAAAAUUUCAGCCAAAAACACCAAAUUUUGCCUGAAAAUCAGAAAUUUCAUGAUUUUCAGCUUAAAACCUCAGUUUUCUCAUGGAAAAAACUUUCCUGGUUGAAAUUUUACGCUGAAAAAAGCUGAUAAUCAUCAAUUUCCUCAUUUUCAGCACAAAAUUUCAGCCGAAAACGCAAAAAUUCGAUUCGAAGCAAAAAAACCCAAAAAAAAAGUUUGCGCGUCAAAUAAAAUGCAAAGUACGCAAAGAGUGUGCAAACACCGUUGUCAACUACAGUAGUCUGUUUUUUUUUUCGUUUUUUUGUUUCCCGACUGAAAUUUUGAGCUGAAAAUCGUGGAAUGUAUGUUUCUCAAGGCAAAAUUUGGCAAAUAAAGUAAAAAACAUUUUUCAGCGGUCAAAACGAUGAAAUAACUCGAACUGGAAAAAUCGGAAUCCAAGAAAACAGCUUCGAAAUCGCCCAAACAAUGUUCAUCAAAAAACUCGAAAAAUAUCAAAACACCGUGAAAAGCCUCACAAUUAAAGGAACAUGUGAAAUCACUUUGCAAAACGUUCAAAGCUUUCCCAAUUUACAAUAUUUGUACCUAUCUGGUUCGGAAAAUCGCGAAAUUUUCCAAGAAAUUUUAUCAAAAACUGGCGGGAAUAUGUUGAAGAAUUUGAGAAUUUUUGGAGAUUAUGGAGAAGAUUAUUCGGAAUUUCAACAAAUUUAUCGAGUUCGCGAAUAUUUGUCGAUUGGAUUUUGGCUAACUCGCGAGCAAUUCUUUAAUUUGUCCGCAAGGAACAUCGAAAUGGAAAUGGGAGAAUUGAAAGCUGGGGAUAUUUUUGAAUUUAUUCGAACUUGGCAAAAUGGAAAUCGAGUGCUAGAGAAUUGUACAUGGCAUUUGAAAUUGUAUGAUUUUGAUGCUCGCGAGUUUUUUGGAUUUUUCAAUACUCAAUUGGUUAAUCAUCGUUAGUAAGUUGAAUUUAUUCACUUUCAGCUUUGAUUUUCAGCCCAAAAGAGAUCUACAAAACCCACUGAAAUUGUUCCUUCCAGCAAACAAAUCAGCAUUCAAGGAGAUGGGCUAACAUCAGCAAUGAUAACAUUCAAGCGGAGAGAUUGUCUAACCUUCGAAGUUAUGCAGAAUCACAACUUGUUUUUGGAUGAUUUGAAUUCGGAUCAUGAGUUAGCUGAAGUUCUUCCUGAGUAUUAUGAAUUUGAAAGUGAGUUUACUCAUUUUGGAAAAUUUAUUUUGAAAUUUUGGGAAUUUAGGAGAGCUAUUGGAUUUGGAAGAAGACGACGAUUCUUGGAAUUUAGGAGAGCAAUUGGAGGAUUUAGAAGAAGAAGAAGAAGAUUGGGAUUUUUUAAAUGAUGAUUAUUGA
Caenorhabditis angaria is the source of this 1737-nucleotide messenger RNA. NCBI's taxonomy places the organism in Eukaryota, Metazoa, Nematoda, Chromadorea, Rhabditida, Rhabditidae. The record is from the annotation of a GenBank genome assembly.